GGCGCUCAAUCUCACCCUUUUCCUCCCUUCCCCUUGUGAGUAAGAAAUUGACAUAUCUGAUUUUUGCUAUUUCGAGUUAAUCCAAGUGACAGGAAGAGGACAAUGGGGAGGAAAAUUUUCGGAGACUUUUUCUUCUUCUUGUUCUAUGACUCUUGUUUCUGUAUAUCCUCGAAUUCGAAUUCAUCAGUUGAUGAAGGGUUAUAUAUAUGUUUACAUGUAUGUAUAUACACACAAUACUUAUUCUUCAUCUUCUUUUCUUCUCUUACCUUUCACCUAGAUCAAGCAUUUGCCCAAGAGCCCCCCAAAAAUAACCUUAAUUGAAAAACCAUUUUUACCCCAGGAUUCUUUAAUCGAACAUAAUUGGACCCUCAAUAUCUGCCAAAGAAUUCCAAUUUCUUCGGUUGCCCUAGUCUACCGGACAUAUUUACUUUUUGGAUAUUUUUACAUCAAAUCACAAAGGGAUUUGCCCUUCUUCAAGCAAGGCUCUCCAAUCGGAUUUUAAACAUCUUCUAUAUCCGUUCAUUUUCGAUCCUCCGAUCAUUUUAUUCUUUCCUCCGGUCUAAACACGGACGACGCAAUCCCGCCGAAUUCGUCCGUUGGCAAGGGUUGAAAUACAGCUCUACCCGCAGUACUGUGCAUUUUAAUAUAUAUUUCUGAUAGUAAUCAUUUAAAGAUUACUUCUUCAACUACUUGAACUACUUGAGGUACUUCUAAGAAGUCUUAUUCAUCAAGAGAAAAAUCACACCACGGGAUAUCAAAUGAUGACAGACGAAAAGUUACCACCUACUACGAGUGCUUCGAUUAGUUCUUCAAGCACCACUCACGAGAAGUCCGACGCGGAACAAGCGACUCUAGCACGCGAAGCUAUGAAGACAGAUGCUGAGUUGUCAGAGAAACCUUUGGGAAAGACACCUUCGGUUCAUGAUGGCGACAAUGAUAAUCCUAUAGAGUUGAAGAAGACCAAAAGCGCAGCAGAUAUACAGCAGGAGGAGUUGAAUAGAGUUCAUACAAGUGCAGAGGGUGUGGAAUAUCCAACCGGGGUUAAGUUACAGUUGAUUAGUUUGGCGUUAUGUUUAUCCGUUUUCUUAAUGGCUUUGGAUAACUCUAUUAUUGCAACGGCUAUUCCCAAGAUUACUGAUCAGUUUCACUCGUUGAACGAUGUUGGGUGGUAUGGAUCUGCAUACUUACUCACUACUGCUUCCUUUCAACUACUUUUUGGAAAAUUCUACUCAUACUUCUCGAUAAAAUGGGUUUACCUUGUUGCAAUUGCUAUCUUCGAGCUCGGCAGUUUGAUCUGUGGUGUUGCACCAAAUUCAAUUGCGUUGAUCAUUGGUAGAGCUAUUGCUGGCUUGGGUAGUGCUGGAAUCUUCUCCGGUGCUUUGAUCAUUGUCGCAUAUUCAGUUCCAUUAGUUAAGAGACCCAUGUAUACUGGAUUGAUUGGAGCUAUGUAUGGUAUUGCCUCUGUUGCUGGACCUCUACUUGGAGGUGUAUUCACUGAUAAAGCAACUUGGCGUUGGUGCUUCCUGAUCAAUUUGCCAAUUGGAGCUGUUACCGUUCUUGUCAUUUUGAUUUUCUUCAAGGCUCCUGAUAGAGAAGCUGUUGCAGUCCUUCCAUGGAGUGAACGCAUAAAAGAAUUCGAUCUUCUCGGUACCGCAUUCUUCAUCCCAGCUAUCAUCUGUCUAUUGCUCGCACUUCAAUGGGGUGGAACAAAAUAUCCUUGGGGCAAUGGACGCAUCAUCGCACUUUUUGUACUCUUCGGAGUAUUGAUCGGAAUAUUCAUCGCCAUCCAAUUUUGGAAAGGAGAUAGCGCCACUGUACCACCAAGCAUCAUGAAGAAGCGAAGCAUGUGGUCUGCUGCAUGGUUCUCCUUCUGUCUCGGAUCAUACUUUCUUCUUUUGAUCUACUAUCUUCCUAUUUGGUUCCAAGCGGUCAAGGGCGAUUCGGCCGUCAAAUCUGGUAUUUCUAACAUACCAAUGGUUUUGACUUUGGUCAUUGUCAGUAUCAUCUCCGGUGCUCUUGUCACAACAAUCGGUUAUUAUGCACCACUCAUGAUCGUUUCAUCAGUUAUCGCAUCGAUUGGAAUCGGUCUCUUGACCACCUUCAAGCCUGAUACCAAUCACGCUGCCUGGAUCGGUUACCAAUGUCUCGCAGGUAUCGGUAUUGGUUUUGGCAUGCAACAGCCUCUUAUAGCCUGCCAAACCGUGCUCGACAUUUCUCAAGUGCCAACCGGUACUUCUGUCAUUAUUUUCGUUCAAACACUCGGAGGAGCUCUGUUCGUCUCCAUUGGUCAAAAUGUUUUUACAAACAAACUUGCCCAAAAUUUGGCACAUUAUGUACCGGAUCUGAAUCCAGCAGUCGUUUUGACUACAGGUGCUACUAGUAUUCAAAAAGAUAUCGCACCAGAAUAUUUGGCUGGUGUGACAAUCUCUUAUAACAAUGCGUUGACGCAAUCAUUCUUGGUGGCUGCGGUCAUGGCUGCGCUUACCAUUAUUGGCAGUGUGUUCAUUGAAUGGAAGAGUGUUAAGGGAAAGAAAAUCGAAAUGGCUGCUGCUUAAUUGCUGAUUUGAACUGGAUUUCAAUAUCAACGUUGAAACUUUAAGGUUAGAGCUUGCAGUUUAGAUCAUGCGGGAUGGAGAUGAUGGUCUUUUUUUGGAUGUGCUGCAUUUUUUUGCGUUGUACGAUAUACCCCUUUGGCGUUUGGAAAGACAGAUUUGGCCACAUGAAUAUGAUAGCAUUUAUGAGGUGUAAUGAAGGCAGUUCACUCCACUCCUUAUACUUGUAUGACACAUGAGAUAGGGCUCAAGUGUCUGAAACGUUGAAAGAUUCGAUAGAUAAACGGAUGAAUGCAAAGAUGGAUGAUGAUGAAACAUGGAAUAUGUACAAAUGGAGAGAUAGAUGAAGGGGGUAACAACCAACUCUACUACUUACUUUAAUUCAUAGAAAAAGAUUUUAAUCUUA
Molecule: messenger RNA, 2958 nt
Organism: Botrytis cinerea B05.10
Lineage: Eukaryota; Fungi; Ascomycota; Leotiomycetes; Helotiales; Sclerotiniaceae
Gene: Bcmfs1
Product: Bcmfs1
Exons: 6
Coding region: 759-2555 (598 amino acids)
Biological process (GO): transmembrane transport
Molecular function (GO): transmembrane transporter activity
Source: RefSeq, a predicted model, not a curated record